CUGGAGGGGCGGAGGCGGGACUUCGGAGGCUGCGCCCGGGACAGACUGGCCUGGGGCUCCCAGGACCCUGUAGCGCGCGUGUCCCGGCGGCUGUCAUGGAAGGAACUAGCGGCGGCUUCCGGAAAGAGCUGGUGGGCAAGCUGCUGCAGCUGCAUUUUAAGGAUGACAAGACCAAAGUCAGCGGGGAUGCACUGCGGCUCGUGGCGGAGCUGCUGAAGAUCUUCGUUGUGGAAGCAGCCAUCCGCAGCGUCCGGCAGGCCCAGGCGGAGGACCUGGCUCUCGUGGACGUGGACCAGCUGGAAAAGGUGUUGCCUCAGCUGCUCCUGGACUUCUAGGGGCUUCCACCCCCACUGCGGCCUGCUGUCCAAGUCAAGGCUAAAGCCCCGUGCCCACGUUUCGGUGGCCUCUGGCUACAGACAAGCAGCUCCUGAUACCCG
This is a messenger RNA of Panthera uncia (snow leopard), 437 nucleotides long. It is a transcript of the gene CENPX, whose product is annotated as centromere protein X. Gene Ontology annotation, cellular component: Fanconi anaemia nuclear complex; FANCM-MHF complex. The coding region runs from base 96 to 335 and encodes 79 amino acids. Gene Ontology annotation, biological process: kinetochore assembly; resolution of meiotic recombination intermediates; DNA repair. The record is from RefSeq and is a predicted model, not a curated record. Lineage: Eukaryota; Metazoa; Chordata; Mammalia; Carnivora; Felidae. The transcript is spliced from 5 exons.